This is a messenger RNA of Mytilus trossulus (common blue mussel), 2746 nucleotides long. RefSeq names its product monocarboxylate transporter 10-like. The transcript has 6 exons. Lineage: Eukaryota; Metazoa; Mollusca; Bivalvia; Mytilida; Mytilidae. The record is from RefSeq and is a predicted model, not a curated record. Gene Ontology annotation, molecular function: monocarboxylic acid transmembrane transporter activity. The coding region runs from base 655 to 2496 and encodes 613 amino acids. Gene Ontology annotation, biological process: transmembrane transport. Gene Ontology annotation, cellular component: membrane.
UAGAUUCACACUGAAUUCCUAUACUGACCCCCAUUGCUUUUUAACCCUAUAGUAAAAAAAUUUAGUACAUUCAGCAUUUAUUUUUUAUUUUUCAACUCUAGUUUUGAUCCAUCUGUCAAAAAAUAUUUAUUACAAACAUUAUCUACCAAUCAGAAGAGCAUAUAUAUGACUUCAAUGUUAUACAGAAAGCUGUAAGUACUAUUUACCAGGGUUCUCUUCCUAUAAGAAUUUAAGUUCAUAAUAUUGCAGCCCAUUGAUAAGAUUGAUCUUUGACAAUUAGAAAAAGUUGAGUAGUUUUCCAUUGUAAGACCUAUUGAAAGGCAGACAACAUUAAACUGAUUUUAAAAGUAUAAAAAUGUAGUUCAUUUACUACUUAUUUGCUCUUAAUAAAUUUUAUAAUUUUGCACCACAAAAGUCAUCAGGUAAAAGGCACAUAUAAGAUAGGUAGUUUAUAUAUUUAUUCAUAAGAGUUUAUCAACUAAAAGAUAACACUGUAAUGUGAUUUGUUUGAUCUGCAUAUAAAUAGAAUGAUGUCUGUCUGAGUAUAUGCAGAUAUUUAACACUUAUAACCAAUGUUGAAUGUACAUAUAAGGAAUGUCUUAGUACAUGCAGAUUUACUCCUAUAAAGUUUUGAUUUUAUAGACACAGUUGACCAUGGAAAGGAGGAGUAAACUAUCUUUUAGUUCUGAUGUGGAACAGAAGCAGGCUCUCAAAAGUGAUGCUGAGAAUGGUCUGACGAGGACAGUCAGUAAGGAGUUCACUCCCCCUGAUGGUGGAUGGGGAUGGGUGGUGUGUUUUACAUCCAUGUUGUGUAACGGAACAGUGUUUAGUAUUAUGAAUACGUUUGGUAUAUUGUAUACUUUCCUCCUGGAUGAGUAUGCUGCUGGAGAUUCAGAGAUAUCAUUAAAAGCUUCAUUUGUUGGUUCUGUAUCGACUGGUCUCACCUUCCUUAUGAGUAUUGUAUCCAGUAUUCUCAGUGACCGAGUCGGAAUCAGGCCAACUGCAUUUGUGGGAACUUUAUUUGGCCUUGUUGGAUUGAUAUCAAGUGCGUUUGUUACAGAAUUAGAAUUACUUUAUUUAACAUUUGGUGUAUUCCUAGGGAUAGGAGCAGGACUAAUUUAUUCACCAUCACUAACAAUCCUUGGUCAUUAUUUUGACAAGCACAUGGGACUCGUUAAUGGGAUUGUAGCGUUUGGAAGCUCAUUGUUCUCCAUUAUUUUAUCAAUUGCGCUGCCAUAUUUACUAAAAGGCAUACAAGUAAAAUAUACCUUCAUUGUGUUAGCUGGUAUGUAUUUGAUUCUGGUAUUCUGUACAUUGACGUGGAAGCCAUUGAUACCAAAACAGUCUAACCUGGCUGCUCUGACACUUUCUAAAGAGAGUGUAGUUGAACAUGUCAAUGAUUGUUGUGCCUUUGCGAAAACAUUUCUGAACACAAAGAUAUUUAAGAACAAGGCUUAUGUGAUUUGGGCAGUAUCGCUAGGAUUAUCUCUGUUUGGUUACUUUGUCCCAUUCGUUCACUUGGUUAAACAUACCAAAGAUGUAUUUCCAGGUGAAAAUGGAGCCUUCUUGAUCACAUGUACUCAGAUAACAUCAGCCAUUGGUCGCCUUGUAUUUGGCAAGGUAGCAGACUUGAAGUUUGUAAAUCGUGUUACAAUGCAGCAGGUAGCGUUCUUGGUGAUGGGUGUGACUACAGCAUGUAUCCCUUUCUCCUCCAGCUUUGGUGGUCUAAUAGCUAUCAGUCUGGUCCUAGGCUUGAGUGAUGGAGUAUUUGUAUGUUUGAUUGGUCCGAUAGCCUUUGAUAUUGUUGGACAGUAUCAAGCAUCACAAGCUAUAGGAUUUCUGCUGGGAAUAUUUGCUAUACCUUUUACGAUUGGACCUCCAGUAGCAGGUGCUCUAUAUGACAGUAUGGGUAGUUAUAAAGUUGCGUUCCAUGCAGCAGGUGCCCCUCCUAUACUUGGUGCUAUAUUGAUGUUCCUUAUUCCUAAGGUCAAGCAGCACUACCCAGCAGCUACAGAGGCAGAGACUUUUGCAUCCAUCUCUCUGUUAGAUAUUAACCAUGUCAGUAGUCAACACUUCAGAGAUCAGAUAGAUAAAUAUAAAAAGACCUCUGGUGGUGGACCUGCAGAAACUGAACUGGAGCUGGUACAUGCCAGUCAGUUAUGGGGUGAUGAGAAAUCUAUAGGACAAUCAGGAAACAUUGAUAGGUCUCUGUCAAUAGAUAACAACGAAAAUCAAAACGCAGAGGAAGAAAGUUACACACUAGAAAAUCAAGAAAAAACAGAAGACAUUGAGCAGCUCUUAGAAAAAGACACAAAAGUUGUGGAGGAGUGCUCUGAAAGUAACAUUGAAGCAGAAAUAAAGAACAGAAAUGAAAACACUGACGAAUCUGAAGAAAAACAAAAAUUAUUAUCAAACGUUUCUCAAACAGAAGGUGAAACAACAGAUGACAAUUUAUCUAAGGAUAUCUUAAAAAGUGUAGGAAUUUCAGAAGCAUAGAAAAAUAUUGAUUCAUCAUUUUUGUCACUGCCUAUAUGUUUUUGUUGUUGGACAUUCUUUUGUCCAAAUAUAUGUUUUUGUCAUUACAAUCAUAUUGUGCAAUAUUUGAGUAUUUUGAUCACAUAUUGAUGUAAAUCAGACCAUUUAUCUGACAAUUUUUACAUUACGACAAUAUUUGAAAUGAAUUUUCUGUCUCUGAUCUCUGCUAUUGUUACUUAAUAUUGUAUUUGAAUCAUGCUUUGGCUAAAAA